Symbiodinium sp. CCMP2592 is the source of this 399-nucleotide messenger RNA. Lineage: Eukaryota; Dinophyceae; Suessiales; Symbiodiniaceae. The record is from the annotation of a GenBank genome assembly.
AUGCUCAUUCUGAAUGACUACAAGACCUUCUACAUGAAGUCCAAGUACCGCCAGGACACCUACCAGGUCAUGAAGCACAUGAAGAUCUCGGCUUCGUUGGACAAGGGCACCCCCAACAUGGAGAAGUGGAACAGCCGGGUCAAGAAGGAGAUGAACGACUGGCUGGCCCUCUACCGUCGCCAAAACCUGUCCGUCGGAAGGCAGAGCUACUACUCCCUGUACUCUGCGAUCAACACGCUAGCGAGUCACUUCACUUCCUACGGUGACUUGGCCGCCAGUUUUCCAAUGGUUGCCCUUUCCUUUUCUGCGAAGAUACUGCAGUUGUCGGCUGCUUUUGUGAGGUGCUCGCAACGGACUAGUGCUUGGGCUUGUAUCCCCAAACUUCGAAACCUACCCUAA